This is a messenger RNA of Hippocampus comes (tiger tail seahorse), 1964 nucleotides long. RefSeq lists its product as uncharacterized. The record is from RefSeq and is a predicted model, not a curated record. NCBI's taxonomy places the organism in Eukaryota, Metazoa, Chordata, Actinopteri, Syngnathiformes, Syngnathidae. Bases 432 to 1079 code for a protein of 215 amino acids. The transcript is spliced from 2 exons.
AGUAGGAAAGCUAGCUAGCUAAUUUAAUGAGCAACACUUACAUAAUUUUAUACAAAGUUUUCCAUUUUAAUCAGCGUGCAUGUUUUUUUUUUUUCCGAGUUUCCUUGGGAAAGGUUUUGUCCUUGAACAACUUAACGAAGACCACAUUUUACAGUCUGCUCUUGGGAAAUAUAUAGGAAAUUGUGGAACAUGGGGCACGGUUCAAAGAUGUUUAUGGUAUAUAGUACAUUGCUUUGUCAAGUGAAAAGGAAUGUUUUCUAAGUCACACAACAGAAGUGCCAAAUUCACUUUACAGGGUCUUUUUAAUCCUAAUCGUCAUGUGUAAUUAUCAGCUAGCCUUAGUGCUAACAACAUGUCAGUAUAUGUUGUUGAUCGCAAACGUGUGCAGUGUCACACCGUCCCCUGUCUGCAUAUGUGCUGAAUAAUGGCACAUGGCCGUGGGAGGUCAGCAAAAAUCAUUCAACCUGUACUGUAUUAUUCCUCUUUGGCCAAUAGAAACACGAGGGGGGUGGGGCUUAGCUCCUGUCGGUGUCGAAUUAAUUAUGAAAGGGCAACUUUCUGGAUCGAAUGGAUUGCCCCAUCAGCAUCACAUCCUCAGUGUGGGACCCCACGGAAAGGACCUCCAGGCUGUGAUGACAGGCCAGCAGAAGCUUGUGUCACUGUGGCUCUUGUUGUUGCUCGUAGUAGCCCUGUGUCCAGGGGCGCAGUACACAUACAGCAAGCGUGGCGGUGGUACACAUAAGAGCGGAAAGAGCAACAAGGUACCUGCUUCUAAGGGUCACGGCCUCCCCAAGCCCGGCCUCAAGUGGGCGGGGGCGGCGGCGGCCGGCAUGCUGGGGGGCACGGGCACCGGAUACGGGCUGGGCUUCCUAGGGAGGCCCAAGUACGGUUCCAGGGGGCACGCCGGCCAAAAGACGGAAUCCAGCGGGCGCCACGACAGCCAUGGCCAAACGUUUCGCAAUCAGUCGAGAUGGAGGGCUUUUCUGAAGGCGGCGGCCCCUGCGCACUUGAGUAACUCCUUACUUUUGCUGGGACACGCGCUCACCUUCCUCACAGGGCUCUGCAUGGGUGCACUUUGACUCGUGGAAAUGGAAAUAGAAUAAAAGUUUGCAAAUGAUAUUCCCUUUCGAUUCAUGUUGUUUACUUACUUAUUUAAGAAUACUGAAUCCCGUGAGGCCCAUACUUGACGUUUGUGGUUUCAUGGAACACCACCAAACCAAACUGCCACAAAAAGUGUAAACAAUGAUGAUGAUUGCAUCUAAAUUUACUCGCAAAUUAAUUUCGUCUGUCACGGUCUGUUUCGUUGGAACACAAAGCGCUUCUUCUGUUUGAUCUUUAUGGGUGGCAACAGGUGGUUAAACAAGAUCUGCCAGAACCUCCCCCUCCCCCAAAGUUUUUAAUUACCUUUUAUUAAUAUAGAGUAGUGUAACCAUGAUCCCAAAUCUAUUAAAUGUCACGAGAUGAUUCCCGCAAGUAAAUCGGCUUUGUGUUCAAUAAAUAGGGUCGAGAGUUUGCAUUAAGUACAUCUGUGAGUAAAUUAAGAUCAUGAUUGGAGUGAAAUGCUUUUUGUGAUAGUUCCGAUUUUGUUGGCGUGUCGUGAGAUUUUUUUUUUUUGACACUGGAUGACUUUGAAUGUCAAUCUAUGACUCAUCCAAAUUUGGUGGUGACCACACACGCAAAGAUUUGAAGUGAUACAUUUUGAACACGUUUAACACAACUGUCGGCACGACCAUUUUCCGAACCCUGUGUGAUUAAAUUAAUUUAGCAUCAUGGCUCACUUUUAAGAACCCGAUCAUUCUUAAAAUGUUUGAGAAACGUAGAGUCAUAAGGCAGAUAAGUGAGUCAGAGAGAGGGAUUUUGGACACAGAAUUUAUUUGAUUACAUACACAUUGACGGCAAAUUAUAGUACAUCAUAGUGGUAGGAACUAUCAGCUGCUGGCAAAAAAAAAAAAAAAAGAUUGAUG